AUGACCAGCAAGGAACUCGUUCUCGUCACUGGCGGAUCAGGCUUCAUCGGAAGCCACAGCAUUAUCCAAUGCCUUGCAGCAGGUUAUCGCGUCCGAACGACCAUUCGGUCACUGAAACGCGAAGGAGAGGUUCGAGAAAUGCUUCGUACCGGUGAAGCCACGAACCUAGAGGAUGUCUCCUUCGUCGAGGCUGAUCUCACCAAAGAUGACGGCUGGAAAGAAGCUGUUCAAGACUGCAAAUACGUUCUCCAUGUCGCGUCACCAUAUCCUCCCUCUGAGCCUAAGGAUGAGAACGAACUGAUUAUUCCCGCUCGAGAGGGUACAUUGCGCGUUUUGCGCGCCGCCAGAGACGCGCACGUCAAACGCGUCGUGGUAACUUCGUCUUUCGCAGCUGUCCAUGGAGAUACUCGCAAGCAAGAUCCAAACAAGCCGCUUACUGAGGAAGAUUGGACGAAUCUUGAACUUCCUGGGAUUAGCGCGUAUUCCAAAAGCAAGACAUUAGCUGAGCGCGCAGCGUGGGAAUUCAUCAAGAACGAAGGUGGUGAGCUUGAGAUGGCUGUUAUCAAUCCUUGUAUGGUUGUGGGACCUGUGCUGGCAGCAGAUACCUCGUUGUCGAUUGAGGUGAUAUCGCGUUUGAUGAAUGGUGCUGUGCCGGGUUGUCCAAACUUACCUUUUGGAUUUGUGGACGUUCGAGAUGUAGUUGGAUUACAUCUGCUAGCGAUGACAAGCCCCAAGGCGAAUGGAGAAAGAUUUCUCUGCAUGGCGCCACCGCAAUUGAAAAUGAAGGAGAUUUCUCUCGCCCUGCGAGAGCAUUUGGGAGAUAAGGCCAAGAGAUGUCCGACACGGAGUAUUCCCGAUUUCGUGAUCAAACUCAUGGCACUCUUCGAUCCAUCGGUCGCAUUGGUUGUCCCUAUGCUGGGCCAAUGUGUCGUAGCAUCUGUGGAUAAGGCGAAAAAUCUGCUCGGAUGGACGCCGCGUUCCAAUGUCGAUGCUGUGGUCGCUACGGGAGAGACUCUUUGGCAGUUGGGGCUAGUCAAAAGUUAG
Messenger RNA from Penicillium angulare, 1044 nucleotides. Its product is annotated as SDR family oxidoreductase. Lineage: Eukaryota; Fungi; Ascomycota; Eurotiomycetes; Eurotiales; Aspergillaceae. The transcript has a single exon. Gene Ontology annotation, molecular function: oxidoreductase activity, acting on the CH-OH group of donors, NAD or NADP as acceptor. The record is from RefSeq and is a predicted model, not a curated record. Bases 1 to 1044 code for a protein of 347 amino acids.